This is a messenger RNA of Brachypodium distachyon (stiff brome), 1340 nucleotides long. RefSeq names its product probable ribosome-binding factor A, chloroplastic. Gene Ontology annotation, biological process: ribosome biogenesis; rRNA processing. Gene Ontology annotation, molecular function: ribosomal small subunit binding. The transcript has 5 exons. Bases 129 to 746 code for a protein of 205 amino acids. Lineage: Eukaryota; Viridiplantae; Streptophyta; Magnoliopsida; Poales; Poaceae. The record is from RefSeq and is a predicted model, not a curated record.
CGGCAGAUAUUGUUCGUUUCUACACUAUCCUUGGCUUCCCACUCCGACAGGCGACGGCCUCACCGGCUCACCGCAGUGCAAAAAUCCCCCGAAUCCCCAUACACCCCGCCACUACCGAAGCAGCGCCGAUGUUCCCGUGCCGCCCGCUGGUGUCUCCGCCGCUGCCGCGCGCUCUCGCCGUCUCCGUGACCGUGCGGCGGCUGCCGUCGUCGGCGCUGUCGCUGCGCGUGGUGCGGUGCAUGGCCAAGGAGCGGCGGGUGCGGAUGGUGGCGAAGCAGAUCCAGCGGGAGCUGGCCGACAUGCUGACACGCGACCCCAUCAUGCUGCGCGCCGUCCUCCCCGAGGCCGCCCUCGGCGCCGACCGCUACCUCUCCUCCCUCACCACCAUAGCCGACGUCGAGCUCUCCAACGACCUCCAGGUGUGCAAGGUGUAUGUGUCCGUGUUUGGGGACGAGAGGGGGAAGAAGGUCGCCAUGGCCGGACUCAAGGACAAGACCAAGUAUGUCAGGAGCCAGAUUGGGAAGCGGAUGAAGCUGCGCCUCACGCCUGAGAUACGGUUCAUCGAAGACGAGUCCAUGGAGCGCGGAAGCAGGAUUCUUACUAUCCUGGACAAACUAAAGGAGGAACGGGAGAAGCAAGAAGGAAAUGAUCUAGAGGAAGAUGCAGAAACUUCAGAUCUAGGAGAAGAAGAUGGUGACUGGGAAGGAGAUGAGCCAGAUGAGGAGGACAUAAUUUAUGUAAAAUAGUCCAUUAUGCCUUCUUGAAGCUUCAACAUCUGUCAAACUUCAGAGCCCAUCAGAUUUCGUUUAGAAGUUCUGCUUUUAGCGGAAUUGACUAUCCAUCUACACCACCUAUUUCUGUUCUGGCUGCAUGGAGAGUUGUAUCUGUGUGCAGUUCAUUUAGAGUUUAGUCCCAUGAUGAUGAGAACUCAGCUGCUCACCCUGUUGACAAAGGGCUUCAAAGCGUCUCAGCACUCGAAGAGCUUUGCAGAGAUAUCUACAUUGCCAAUUAGAAGCUGGCCAAAUCCUUGUUUUUUUUUCAAAGCUGGCCAAUGAGGAGGAUAUCUAUGUGGAAAUUUGAGGGCAUCAUUACCAUUUUAUGUUCACUAGAUCAGUAUCUGACCAUCAAAUGGAAGACAGUUUCAUUGAUGUUCAUCUUGUCUGUAUGCUAACUAGUCCCCUGUUAUGUUUACCUGACAUGUCUGUUUGUCUGACUGAACAUGGAGGCACAUGCCUAUAGUUUUCAUUUUCUAUUUGGUUUGUGAACUUUGAUGUACAUCUGUAACCAGAUUACCAUGUAAUACCUCCGUUUCAAAAAUUUAAGACGCUUUGGCUGUUUUA